AUGAUCUGCUCACAGCGCAGAGCUGAGCUAAAGCUGACCUUGUCAAUCCCUGGGCCCCUGCCACCUCUCCAUGGGAGAGUGCUCACAGAUGGUGUGGGAGGGAAUUGGCUGGGCUUCAGGAAGAGCAACAGAACUCCCAACCUGGGCUCAACGCUAACCACCAGUGAGGCAGAGCAGCAACGGCACUGUGACAGUUCCCGGGACACCACGCAGUCCGUGGCCAGCUCCGCGCUGGGGCGGCGCAGGAGAACGAGUAGCUCCGCUGGGGCCGUGCAGGAGAACGAGUGGCUCCGCGCUGGGGCCGUGCGGGGAACGAGUGGCUCCGCGCUGCGGACGCACGCGUCGGGCAGCUCCGCGCUGGGGACGCGCGGGGCGCUGGCGGCCGUGCUCUGCUCCGGGCUCCUCGCCUCUGUCCUCGCCGCCUUCCCCAGCAGCCUGCAGAUCGGCGCUCUCUUCCCCAAACAACACUCGCAAGAAUAUUCCGCCUUCCGCUUCGGGCUGUCAUUCUACAACACGGACACACUGUACAAACUCAUCACCCAGACCGAGAGUGUGGACAUCGGCAACAGCUUCGCCGUCACCAACGCGUUCUGCUCGCUCUUUGCUCGCGGGGUCUACGCCAUCUUCGGCUUCUACGACAGGAAGACGGUGAACACACUGAGCUCGUUCUGUGGCGCGCUGCACCUUUCCUUCAUCACGCCCAGCUUCCCCGUCCACACCUCCAACCAGUUUGUCAUCCAGAUGCGGCCCGACAUCCAGGAUGCCCUGCUCAGCGUCAUCGAGCACUACAAGUGGCACAAGUUUGUCUACAUCUACGAUGCCGACAGAGGUCUGUCGGUGUUGCAGCGGGUGCUGGACAUGGCAGCGGAGCAGAGCUGGCAGGUGACGGUGGUGAGCAUGGAGGCCACCACGGCAGAGGGUUACCGCCUGCUGUUCCGUGACCUGGACAAGGGCAAGGAGCGGCGCGUCAUCAUCGAUUGUGAGGCCCACCGGCUCAACGCCAUCAUCACCCAGAUCAUCAGCAUCGGCAAACACAUCCGCGGAUAUCAGUACAUCUUUGCCAGCCUGGGUCUCCUGGACAUGGACCUGGAGCGUUUCCGGGGAGCGGGGGCCAAUGUGACGGGCUUCCAGCUGGUGUGGCCUGAUAGCCCCCCCGUCACCAAGUUCCUGCAGCGCUGGCGGCAGCUCGACAGCAAGGAGUACCAGGGGGUGGACCGGCACCGCCUCAAGUACACGUCGGCCAUGACCUUUGACGGUGUGCUGGUGCUGUCUGAGGCCUUCAAGUAUCUGCGCAAGACCCGCAUCGACAUCUCUCGCCGUGGCAACGCCGGCGACUGCCUGGCCAACCCUGCCGUGCCCUGGGGCCAGGGCAUCGAUAUACAGCGGGCCCUGCAACAGGUCCGCAGUGAGGGUCUGACGGGGAACAUUCAGUUCGAUGAAUUUGGCCACCGCACCAACUUCACCGUCAGCGUGCUGGAGCUGAAGACCGACGGCAUGAGGAAGAUUGGCUACUGGAACGAGGAUGACAAGUUUGUGGCCACCAUGAUCGAUGCUCAUGUCAGCAAUGACACCAACAGCAUACAGAACCAGACCUACAUCGUCACCACCAUCCUGGAGCCGCCCUACGUGAUGCUGAAGAAGAACCAGGAGCAGCUGGAGGGCAACGACAAAUACGAGGGCUACUGCGUGGAGCUGGCCGCCGAGAUCGCCAAGCACGUGGGCUUCAAGUACAAGCUGGCCAUCGUGGCUGAUGGCAAGUACGGAGCUCGAGACCCCGAGAGCAAAGCCUGGAACGGCAUGGUGGGCGAGCUGGUCUACUCGAAAGCUGACAUUGCAGUGGCUCCUUUAACAAUCACGCUGGUCCGUGAGGAGGUCAUCGACUUCUCCAAACCCUUCAUGAGUUUGGGGAUCUCCAUCAUGAUCAAGAAGCCGCAAAAGUCCAAGCCGGGGGUCUUCUCCUUCCUCGACCCGUUGGCCUAUGAGAUCUGGAUGUGCAUCGUCUUUGCCUACAUCGGAGUGAGUGUGGUCCUCUUCCUGGUCAGCAGGUUCAGCCCGUACGAGUGGCAGACAGAGGAAUACGAGGAUAGCCCUGACAUGCAGAGCCUCGAGCAGACCAACGAGUUUGGAAUAUUCAACAGCCUCUGGUUCUCUCUGGGUGCCUUCAUGCAGCAAGGAUGUGACAUCUCCCCCAGUUUACUGAAUGCAAAGGUUCACGAUACAUGGACUCAACACGCUUAGUGCUGCAAGCCACGGUUUCCCAAUCGUGCACAUGCCAUUGCCUGUCAUACGUGUUUAUAUUUUGUAAACCAGCAUCUGCGGAUGUUUGUUUCUACUGUCUGCCUGGAGCCACUUGUUCAUAGUUGGUUUUACUGAAGUUUCCGUUAACUAUUUGUACUGAAGAAUAUACUAAACCCUUCUCAUUUACAGCCCUGUGCAGCAAUUAAUACUCUGCAUCUUACCAGCAGUCACUUGUGUUCCAGUGAACAUCUGGAAACCAUUGUUCACAGCCUUACGGUACUGGGGACUUUACUCAUGACUAACUUUCUUAGGAUUAUACAGUAAGCAAAAUUUUUAUGGUUAUUGAAUAUUGAAUGGAUUUGUGUGUACAUAAUUGUCUGUCUUUCACUGUUUAUGUCCCGACACUGAAGGCCUUUGUGCAUGUUCCAUGUACAAUGAGUAUUCUAAAGCCUGUUUACUGUUUAUAUCAUGGAGGUUCCUGUAGAACCUGCUGUUCCUGGUUCCUGUUGUAUGUACUGUGGAAUGUAGAGUCUAUUAUGCACUGUUUGAUGUGUCAAUAAAUAUAUUAAUGUUUUGAAUUUGCUGGGUUUUUCUGUGCUGAGCCAUCACUGUUUAAUCUGUUGAGUUCCAUGACAAUAGCUCAUUGCCUUUAUAUAGCACCACCAUUCAUCCUUCCCGGAGGAUUCCUUGGACAAUUAUCCAAGGGGAGGCAGAUAGGGAGUGGAGGCAGAUGACCAAGCGCCUGGGGGAAGGGGAGCUUGUUGGUAGCGAGGCAGAUAGUUCGGCCCAUCAUUGCUGUCCUCUAAUGUAGCGUUACCAGGGUUAGCCCAUGUCACAGCGUUAAAGUCACACAGUGUGGAAACAGGCCCUUCGACUCAACUUGCCCAUGCCAACCAACAUGUC
Molecule: messenger RNA, 3141 nt
Organism: Leucoraja erinaceus (little skate)
Lineage: Eukaryota; Metazoa; Chordata; Chondrichthyes; Rajiformes; Rajidae
Product: glutamate receptor 1-like
Exons: 14
Coding region: 1-2238 (745 amino acids)
Biological process (GO): synaptic transmission, glutamatergic; modulation of chemical synaptic transmission
Cellular component (GO): postsynaptic membrane; dendritic spine; plasma membrane
Molecular function (GO): AMPA glutamate receptor activity; transmitter-gated monoatomic ion channel activity involved in regulation of postsynaptic membrane potential
Source: RefSeq, a predicted model, not a curated record